Molecule: messenger RNA, 1545 nt
Organism: Oncorhynchus tshawytscha (Chinook salmon)
Lineage: Eukaryota; Metazoa; Chordata; Actinopteri; Salmoniformes; Salmonidae
Product: copine-9
Exons: 19
Coding region: 1-1545 (514 amino acids)
Biological process (GO): cellular response to calcium ion
Cellular component (GO): plasma membrane
Molecular function (GO): calcium-dependent phospholipid binding
Source: RefSeq, a predicted model, not a curated record
AUGAAGACCAAGGAGUUCUCCAAACAGGGCAGGGACAAAAUUGUGGAGAACCUGACCAUGGCGACAAUUGGAGAUUUCGACCCGCUCAACUCAACGGUACCUGCGACCAAGAUUGAAGUUACCGUCUCGUGCAGGAACCUGCUGAAUAUGGACACUUUCUCCAAAUCAGACCCUGUUGUAGUGUUGUACGUUCAAGGCAUCGGGACAAAGGAGUGGAGAGAGUUUGGCCGAACGGAAGUGAUUGAGAACACGCUGAACCCGGACUUUGUGCGGAAGUUUGUCCUGGAUUUCUUCUUCGAGGAGAAGCAGAAUCUUCGCUUUGAUGCGUACAAUGUGGACACCAGAAGUUCAAACAUUUCAAAACAUGACUUCCUGGGCCAGAUGUUCUGCACUCUGGGGGAGAUCAUCGGUUCCACAGGCAGUCGGCUGGAGAGAACCCUCUCUGGGAUCCCAGGGAAAAAGUGUGGGAACAUCAUAUUCACCGCUGAGGAACUGAGUAACUGCAGGGACAUUGCUACCAUGCAGCUGUGUGCCAACAAGCUGGACAAGAAAGACUUCUUUGGCAAGUCAGACCCAUUCCUGGUCUUCUACCGCAGUAAUGAAGACGGAACGUUCACCAUCUGCCAUAAGACGGAGGUGGUAAAGAAUACUCUGAACCCUGUGUGGCAGCCCUUCACCAUCCCUGUACGAGCCCUCUGUAACGGAGACUAUGACAGGACAGUCAAGGUGGACGUGUAUGAUUGGGACAGAGAUGGAAGUCAUGACUUCAUUGGCGAGUUCACCACCAGCUACAGAGAAUUCUCCAGAGGCCAGAGCCAGUUCAACGUCUAUGAGGUUCUAAACCAUAAAAAGAAAGGCAAGAAGAAGAAAUACAUCAAUUCAGGGACCGUCACACUGCUGUCCUUUAAAGUGGAGUCAGAAUACACGUUUGUAGACUUCAUCCGGGGAGGGACGCAACUCAACUUCACAGUGGCCAUCGAUUUCACAGCGUCUAAUGGUAACCCAUCCCAGCCCACCUCUCUGCACUACAUGAGUCCCUACCAGAUGAAUGCCUACGCAAUGGCCCUGAAGGCUGUGGGGGAGAUCAUCCAGGAUUACGACAGUGACAAGAUGUUCCCUGCCUACGGCUUUGGAGCAAAGCUGCCCCCGGAUGGCAAGAUCUCCCAUGUCUUCCCACUGAACUCCAACAGUGAGAACCCAAACUGUGUGGGUAUCGAGGGAGUGUUGGAGGCCUACUUCCAGAGUCUCCGAACUGUUCAGCUCUACGGGCCCACCAACUUUGCUCCUGUCAUCAACCAGGUGGCACGGUGUGCUGAGGAUGUGACUGACGGAUCCCAGUACUUUGUGCUGUUGAUGAUCACAGACGGAGUCAUCUCAGACAUGGUGCAGACCAAGGAGGCUGUGGUCAAUGCUGCCGCUCUGCCCAUGUCUAUCAUCAUAGUGGGAGUGGGUCCUGCUGAGUUUGAUGGUAAGUGUCUGUCCGGUGGGGGGGGGCUUUUAAAUUGCAUGGUGCUGACCCAGCUUCUGUUCUUCUCUCAAUGCUAG